Trichophyton benhamiae CBS 112371 is the source of this 252-nucleotide messenger RNA. RefSeq lists its product as uncharacterized. The transcript is spliced from 2 exons. Lineage: Eukaryota; Fungi; Ascomycota; Eurotiomycetes; Onygenales; Arthrodermataceae. The coding region runs from base 1 to 252 and encodes 83 amino acids. The record is from RefSeq and is a predicted model, not a curated record.
AUGUCUGACGGAUACAAUGAAGCACGUGCUCUACGAGUAUCUGAACUCAUCAAUGACUUCCGAACACUGCUUGUCCAUAUCUCCCAGCUGAAGCUAGACGCUACAGAAAUGGCAGAGGUGGCUCAAGGUUACAUUCUGAUGAGACAAUGCGUUGCCGAAGCUCAGGAGCUGUUGGCAUCGCAGUUUGACAUCCAGUCUAUACAAAACUUGCAAGGUGACGGCGAAUUUGAGAAGGUCCAGUUGCAGAGGUAA